GGGGGAACCUUUGCUCCGUGACGACGAACAUUUUAUUGUAGCGGACCAACAUGGCCGCGCUGCGGAGCGUAACAAGCUACCUUCGUCUCCUCAGGAGUUCUGCUCGAGUCCUGCUCAGCAGCAGAAAACCUGCAGUCCAUAAACCAGGCCAAUGGACAAGUAUUGUGUACAGAAGUGUAGCGUCUUUAACCGUCGGCGGUGGGCUGUGUGCUGUACCUUUCAAACAGGCUGACACCCUCUCGCACGACUCUCUGAUCAGACGAGCAGCCUCUCUGGUAACAGACAGUUCGAGCACUUUUCUCUCUCAGGCCACCUUGGCUCUCAUAGAUGCCAUAACAGAGUACUCAAAGGCUGUGCACACACUCAUUGCUCUCCAAAGACGGUAUUUAGAUUCACUGGGAAAACUGACUCAAGCAGAAGAGGAUACAAUCUGGCAGGUGAUCAUUGGCCAGCGUGCAGAGGUUAAGGACAGACGAGAGGAAUGCAACCGUUUUGAGUUAACCUGGGUCAACGCAGUCAAGCUGUGUGAAACUGCAGCGGAGGCGGCAUACACCUCAGGAGCUGAACAUGCGUCCAUCACAGUGAGGACGAACAUCCAGGUGGCCCAGUCGCAGGUGGACGAGGCACAGAAAGUGUCAGUGGAUGCGGAUAAGAAGAUGGCCGAAGCUAAAGUAAUGGAGGUUGAAAGGAUGACACAAUAUGCAGGCUCCUUACAGAAUGAUGAGGAAGAAGUGCCAGAGGCUUACUUAAGAGAAGACUGAAAGGGUAUCAAAAACAAAAGAAAGCAUAAAAAGCUCAUGUUCAAAGUAAAUAAAAUAACUUUUUUUCAUCCUACAAUUGUCUUUCCUUUUCUUUUUGAGUCUGUCACAAGUUUGAACUCUUUGAUAGGGCUGUUUGAUAUGGUAAUGACAUCAUAUUGCAAUUGCAAUAUGAUUUCAGAUUGUUGUGGGAAUUAUCCUUUUUGCAUCACAAAUUUAGUUUUCACCAAAAAAAAAAACGAUUAAAAUUAUGAUGAUGUGCAAUUUUGGGGAGUCUGUACCAAACAAACAUGUGUCUUAAAUCUGGAGAAUAAGAUUCAUAACUACAGUUUUUUCAUUCCAAUGGUGUUUGUCACACAUUUUACCAAAAUGUUGUAGCUUUUUUUUUUUUAUUGAUAACCAUAGCUGAAGAGUGACAGGAAUGACACGCAGCAAAGGGCCACAGGUUGGAUUUAAACCCACGGCUGCUGCAGCAAGGACUAUUGUUUAAAGAUAUGGGGCGACAGCUCUACCAGGUGAGCUAUUAGGCUAUUUGUUUUAAUUGUUUUAAAUUAUGUUUAUCAAAUGCUUCUGCAGCAUAGGUGAUGUUUUCUCUCCAAUGUUUAUUGUAUUGUGACCUGACUAGCAUCUGAUUUUUGUGUUCUAUUUUGUCCAAAUUCAGUGUAAUAAAGUCAAAUACACAAUACGAACAUA
This is a messenger RNA of Morone saxatilis (striped sea-bass), 1451 nucleotides long. Its product is annotated as diablo homolog, mitochondrial-like. The transcript is spliced from 6 exons. Bases 51 to 761 code for a protein of 236 amino acids. The record is from RefSeq and is a predicted model, not a curated record. Gene Ontology annotation, biological process: neuron apoptotic process; intrinsic apoptotic signaling pathway in response to oxidative stress. Gene Ontology annotation, cellular component: mitochondrion. Lineage: Eukaryota; Metazoa; Chordata; Actinopteri; Moronidae.